Messenger RNA from Capsella rubella, 1296 nucleotides. Its product is annotated as BAHD acyltransferase At5g47980. The record is from RefSeq and is a predicted model, not a curated record. The coding region runs from base 1 to 1203 and encodes 400 amino acids. The transcript has a single exon. NCBI's taxonomy places the organism in Eukaryota, Viridiplantae, Streptophyta, Magnoliopsida, Brassicales, Brassicaceae.
AUGGAGCUAGAACUUUUAAGCAAAGAAGUAAUCAAACCCGCUUCACCUAAUCAUCUCCAAACCCUUUCUCUUUCUCUCUUCGAUCAGUUUCUUCCUUCAACUUACGUUUCCGCCAUUUUCUUCUACGAUGAUCAUGCAAACCAAGAAGAACCUAUUGUCCAGAGGCUCAAGAUCUCACUCUCUCAAACUCUGUCUCUUUUUUAUCCACUCGCUGGAAAAAUCAAAGAUGGCGUCACUGUCCAUUGUAAUGACGAGGGAGCUUUGUUUACAGAGGCACGGGUUGAUAUAUUUCUCUCUGAUUUUUUGAGAAACCCAUCAAAUGCUGACUUGGUUCAGAAGUUCAUUGUCUCUCCGGACAAUGCAGAUCCAGAAACAUGGCCGCUGUUGCAUGUCAAGGUCAUUUUCUUCAGAGACCGAGGAUUCGCAGUUGCAGUUAGCGUCUCUCACAAGGUAUGCGAUGCAGCCUCGUUGUCAACGUUUGUUUCCAGCUGGACAAAAGCUGCGAAAGGGUAUGCUGACACAGUGAAUCCUGAAUUUAUGGCGUCUGAUUUCUACCCUCCUGCUGAUAUUACUAUCGAGUUUCCUCCGUUACUCGUACAAAAAACAAAAUCCAAGACAAAGAGGUUUGUUUUUGCUGCUUUGAUGAUUGAAAAGCUCAAAAACAGAGCUUCUUGUGGCAAGCGUGUGUCACAAGCUACCCGUGUUGAGUCUAUCACGGCGCUGCUGUUAAGAUGCAUGACAAAGGUGCGACAGUCAAAGGUGGGUGAGGUAACAGAAUUUGCUAUAACACAAACCAUGGACCUGCGACCUAGAGUUUCUACUUCUCUCUUGCCACGCAAGGCAUUUGGAAAUUUUUUCUUUUUACCAUUACUUAAGGAGAGCUCAGAGAGUAAGAUGGAAAUCCAAGAAACUGUGUAUAAGCUGCAGAAAACUAAAGAGGAGCUCAAUGACCUUAUCCGAAACGAUCUCAAUGACGCAAGAAGUAUAACUGAAGCCAAAGAGAGAGUGGCAAGCGCAAUGCUGAGUUCGUUGUGUGAGGUAAGUCCUGAGACGGAGACAUAUGCUGUGUCUAGCUGGUGCAGGAUGUCGUUUUACGAGGCGGAUUUUGGAUGGGGAAACCCGGUUUGGGUUGCCCCGGAUUCGGUUGAUAAGACGCAGGUCGUGUUAAUGGACACAAAGGACAUUGAAGGGGUUGAGGCAUGAGUUACACUACCUGAAGCUCACAUGGCUGUGUUUGAGAAUGAUGAUGAGCUGCUAGUCUUCGCUACUCCAAGUCCUAGUGUCCUCAUCUAGUAA